Messenger RNA from Aspergillus homomorphus CBS 101889, 9321 nucleotides. It is a transcript of the gene gtb3, whose product is annotated as glycosyltransferase family 4 protein. Lineage: Eukaryota; Fungi; Ascomycota; Eurotiomycetes; Eurotiales; Aspergillaceae. The transcript has 3 exons. Bases 335 to 8971 code for a protein of 2878 amino acids. The record is from RefSeq and is a predicted model, not a curated record. Gene Ontology annotation, molecular function: glycosyltransferase activity.
UUUUCUCCUCGCAUUUUGCUUUUUUAGCCUUUUGGCCACCGUUUGUUCGACUCUUUCAGACCUCUUUUCUUACUCAUAAGUUCUUGCCAUUCGUUUAUAUUUACAAAAGUAACCGUCUCUUAUUCCUUCGCUUCUUCCCUGGUCGAGACUGGGUGCUCCCACGCCACAAACACAGAGACAUUCAACCAUGACUUAGUGCAUGACGUUCUCCUCCGCCGAAUAUACGAAUCUAUAUUCUUAAUAGUAAUCGCAUCCGCUCGCUGCUCUACUCUGUUCAUCAUACAUGUCCCUCGUUACCACGCACUUAUUGCGGACGCCUUAAUCUUUAAUCGAGAUGGCAGAGAUCCUCAACGUCUCACCCGUCGGGUGGGCUGGGAUGAAGAACCACUGGUGGCAGUUUGUCUUGAUUGGCAUCUUGCUGGCAAGUGUGACCUGUGGAUGUCUCUAUCUCACAUACUCCGGCUCCAACAGAUUCAUCAAAUGGUAUAAGUCGCGGCCCCGCAAAGAGGCGGUACCGGCCAAUAUAGCCCAGCAGCUGGACAAGCUUUCCAACCAACCGCUUACCCUGACCACUGCGCAUCAAAGCAAACAGAAGCCGUCUUCUGUGGGCGUCUAUCUGGGGUCUUUCCCCAGUCCGCUUACUAAGACUCACCGUCGAAUGCUCGAUCGCUGGGACCUUGCUAUUGUGGACCCCUCGAAACCUGGUGUAAUAUCUGGAAUCUCGCAGAUGCAAGGCAAGCAGUUCAUCGGUAGACUUGACCUCACGCUGCUGCUUAACCAAGAGACUACGUCAACUGCCAUCGAAAAGAUCGGUAAUGUCUUGGCUUCAAGCUUUCACCAAACGGUUUUUAGUGGGAUUCUGCUUGCGAACUGGGAAGACAAGUUCACGCCCACAGUACUAGUGAAAUUGGCCGAGGCAAUCAACAAUCUUGGCCUGGCCGUAUAUCUGGAGACAGCCCCGCCAAAAUUCCUCCAAGACCGUGAUGUUCUGCAGACUGCUGCUAUCUCAGGACUUGUCAUCAAGAAUGCGAGCAUUCUUCCUGACGGCCAGAAGCGUGACUACUUCCAACUCGACAAUCUACACCCAACUAUCAAAGCAUUCGUCUCCGAGGCUUGUAUGCGUGAUUUUUUGGUUAUAGCUUGGGAGACCAUUGACGACAAUGCCAUUCUCUCCAAUGCCGUUAUCCAAAGAUCGAUGCAGUGGUGCAACUUCUACAGUGCAAUUCCGUGGAUAGGCCGCACAUCUGCGCUCGAGAACGCUGCUCUCAAUGUCAAGAUCUUGGAGCCUCUUUCCUCUUUUGGAUGGUUGAAAGACGCUGAAAUCAUGAAGGCCCAUGACCGCUGGCGCACAAAUCUCCACAUCGAGCGCGAAUCUAUUCCCAAUAACUCCUGGGCUUCUUUAGUUUCGUUUUUCCCUACCUUGAAGAGACUUCUUGCAUCGUCAGAAUACCAGUCACAACUUAGCGCCAAGUCGGCACGCUCUCUCUGCGAACCUCCAGAGUGGGUUGCGCAAGUCAAGUCCCAAGGUAGCCCGUUGUCAAUCUCCAUGGCUGGCGCUGAGUUCAAGGAGCUAGGAUGCUUUCCUCUAGGAUCUGAGACCACACCCUUGGCUUUCGCUGAGAUUCUGCAAUCUCAGCAACGACUGAAGUCGCAUAACCUGCUCCACCCCGUUCCUACAGCGAAACUUCAAAGCAUGGGAGUUCUUCUUAGGCAGUUCCAUGACAAUUUGACCUCCUGUGACUGGAGCCCAUCUGAACAGCUCGCAGCAGCGAUCAAGCAACUUGCGACAUUCGCCUCCACCGACCAAUUGCGAGUGUAUCUCGGAUUAGACUCGGGUCUUCGCAAGAGUACCGAAGUCCGAUUCUGGGGCGUGUAUCAGAUGGAUGCGGAUGGUAUCGAUAUCUUCUUGUCCAAGAAUGCUCAUGGGCUAAUGGGUACCGUCCUACACACGUUUCUAUCGGCAAAAGGGUUUCCGCGCCAUAUCUGCUUCGAGGCAGAAACCGCUCUAGCAGAAUGGUCAAAGGACCUGGUCGAGGGCGUCGGUCUACCCCGUCGCAUCGUACAGGAUAUUGACGCCUUGAGUCCAGAAGAGCGUCUCCUUUUGUUGCAGCAUCUGUCUCUGACUGACGCUGCGAGUAAGAUGUCUGAAGAGAUUUGCGCUUAUAUCCGCAGGCAACUCAUCGACAUGCCUUCCCUGACCCAACUCAAGGAGUUAAAUACUACUGCUUACCUUGAGGGAUCGGCUACUCCUGAAAUGGUGGUCGAUACCCGUCUCACCUGGUAUAAAGAGCAGGGCUGUCGAUUCCCCUCGGCUGCUCUCUGUCUCGAGUUGUUCAACGAGGCUGAAUCUGUCUUCACUAACAUUCUGCGAGAACGAAGAGAGCAAGAUCUUGCUCAAAUUUCCCAGGCACUGUGCCAGCUCGUUCAAGGCUCCUCUAUUGAUGCUCACACGGACAUGAUGGUUCUCUCUCUGUUCUGCGCAGCAAGGAAGGGUGCCUUGGAUGAAAUCUAUACAGAAGUCACCGACCGAAACCCGCUCUUCAACAAUCAGUCCGACCAAGCCGCUGCUUUCGCCGAAUCCUUUGCCCUUGGAUCUCGUUGCGAGGCCUACUUUGACCUGGUUCCCAGUGCUUUCGGAAAGCUGCUGUCAAAUCGUUUCCGCAAGAGUUACACAAACGAGAAACUGCCCAGUUGGAUCAAUGGUGCUCCUGAUAUGGCUACGUCGUACGCUGGCGCACAAAUCGAUGUCAACCCAGCUCACAAGGUCAAGCCCAUGCGUGGCUACCAGCGUUUCACGUUCCUCAGUGUCUUUGCUUUCCCUGCGCUGAUUGAUAUCAUCUUGCUCACUAUCAUCGGACGCGGGCUGUACCUCUCUGCUUUCAUGACUUAUGACGAGCAGCAGAGCGCUACCAUCGCCUUGAUGAUCUCGCUUCUGCUGUCUGGUGCUAUUGGAACUUGGAUCGCUUGUGGAGGUCCCUAUUAUCUGAUCUCAAUGGCAUUCGCUGCCGCUAACAUGUUUGUUCUCAUCCGACUGAUUGCGGGAAUCGCCUUCACAGUUGCCGGAGGUCUCAUCGGGUUUAUUGCCAUCUCUGCCACGGAGAGCGCACGGGCGGGAAUCAUCUUUUACUUGUAUUUGAUUGCAUUGACCAUCUACUUUUCCUCCUUCGCUUCCCUCGCCAGCUUCAGCUAUCCUGGGUCGACUUUCCUAUCAGGCCGCAAAAUCAUCUUUGCGUGUGUUCCCAUCCUGUUCAUCUCGCCUAUCGUUACAACUUUCACGGGUCACGAUUCAGCCAUCUACCUCGCAGUGAUCUAUGUCUUCAUCAUUGUCCUACUCUUUGGUCUACGAUCCAUUGCUUCCAAGUGGGUCACUUGGUACCAAAGCUUGAGAAGGACUGAUGACACAGAAAUUCGCAAAUGGUACAUUGCCACCUAUGGCAAUAACGAUGAGAAGGUCUUCGGAAACCUCAGCGAUCCCGCUGUUUUGAAGCUGUCCAGAGAGGCACUCCUAAGGGACGUCAUGGCGGAAAAAAACCGCCGCUUCUAUACCAAACCCACAACAGAUAAACUGGUUCUUGAGCUAGCUAGGGACUGGGAUGCCACCAACUUCCUCCUGGACUGGUACUGCAGAUAUGCGGAUGUGCCCAGGCCGAUUCCUUUCAGCUCUUCUUGGAACAUUCAAACCAAAGUCGGUCUGGAUGUGCUCAGAAACUCCCAGAAGGGAAUUCGGUUGCACAAUGCUUUCAUCCAGUGGCGGCAAUCUAGCAGAGAAAUUGGCUGCGGUGUCCUCUAUUUCAUCGUGGCUCUCCUGGAUAAGUGGGUGCAGCUUUUGUCUGGUGGCCACGGCGUCGGUUUGUUGUCCGCUGCCGUUACGGAUUCCCAGAGAAUGGCUGUAGGAUUCGGCCUAGCAUAUUAUCUUAUUGGAGCUGUUCUCAUUGACACCAAGGCUCAAGAGCUGCACGACCUCGUUGGUCAGCACUCAGCUGUAGCCGUCCAUAUGUCAAAGGAUAUCCGCGUGGCACAAAAACGGGACGUGCGCUUUAAGAGGAAGAUCUAUUGGAAAACCCUGUUCAAGUUCCUCAUGUGGCAUGUGUGGAGUCUUGCUCUUGCUACAGCUCUACUAUGGACCUUCCAGUCUACCAUCGAAGCUAUGAUCAUGUUCUGUGCCUAUGUUCUGGCUUACACUGGGUUGCUCUGGUACCAAUAUACCAAGAUUUUCUCUGGUCCUCACGCCUUCAAGACCCUUCUCAUCGGAUGUGGUGUCGGCUUGACCGUUGGUAUCGCCCUCAGGGUUCACUUGCCGGGUUUUCUCUACUCUCAGGUCAUUGGGCUUGGCUCGGCCACUUGGAUUGUCGCUUUCCUCUCCCUUUUCUCUGCCAAGAUGGGCAUGCCUAAGAAGGUCGACUCGCCUGUCGAACUCGGCAAGACGUUCCAUGCGUACACGGCUCCAUGGGCCGACCCCGAGUGGUCUCAGCAAGAAUUGCAAACCUUCUACGAAAGAAUCGCGCAAAUACCUUCGGACGCACGCUUGAAGCUGGGUCCACAAAACCACCCUGGUGUCGAAGUCAAGGAAAUUCUGCUUUCUCGCAGAAAGGAGGUCAGAAUCGAGGAAGCUUUUCCUAGGGCAGAGGAGCUUAUCAAUCUGGCCCUCGGAGCGUGGGGAAAGGGAGACAUUACUGUGGAGCUUGUCCCUUUGGGGUCACUUGGCCCUGGUAUCCACGCACUCAGCUGCAGCACAACGACACACCUAAGUAUUGCCAUUGGUGUUGGACGUGGAUUGGACCAGCGCAUCGAUGUCAGUGCCAAUUGUCAGGUCAUUGCCGAGACAUUGCUCCACGCUGUCGCGGAGUCCAUGCUGCACGUCCCCCACGAGUAUGCUAUCCUGUCCGAGUCUCUUGUCACGGCGGGUGUGACUGAAACCAUGGCUCGCCAACUGCGAGCAGAACCUAACACCUCAGCUGUGAUUCGCUGGGCUAAGAAGGAACUACUCAAACAUUUGUGCCUCGGAUUUGAAUGUGAUGCCCACUGGGAGAAGUUACCCAAAGAUAUCAGGAACUCUCUCUUGAACCGCUGCCUUGGUCAACCCGGGCAGCUGUCAAGUGAGGACCGGAAAUGGCUCGAGGAACGCCUUUGUCGGUUCGACACGAACGAUCUUGACGUUCACGUAGCGCGCUGCAAUCUUGGGGCUGCUACAGCUGUCAGCAUCCUCGAUUAUGCACACUACGGCACGGGUGAAGCCGUUGUAUUCCAGGACCCAGAGACACCGGACUACAUUCCUUAUGUGUCCAAGAAGCUUCCCGCAAUUGUUCAUCUCUUUACAAAGACUUGGUACUCGUUUUAUUACUCGCUAGCAGCCACUAUCAAGUUCAUCGUCGUUGCUCUUAUCGCUGAACCUGAAUUUCAACGGGAGUUCGAUCAUGUCAUGAGUCAUCGUCACGCUAUCAUCCGUGUGCCGGUCACCCUGGCAUUGAGCUCGCUUUGGUCAUAUUCUAGGAUCGUGCAGAACCUGGGUCUCUCGUUCUUCUUAUUCUACGGCCGCAGCAAUGUGAAGCAGCUCUGGAAUGAAACCAAGGGAAUGACUAUCAGUAUCAAGAAGAGCCGUUUUGUGAUUCAGAGUCUGGAUGGAACAUUCUCUGCUUUCAAGCACGAUGAAGCCGAUGGGGGUUUCAAGAUCUACUACUAUGCGGGACAGCACAAGACAGAGCCGGAAGGAACGAAAAGUCUCAGCUAUGUCUGCGUCUACUCCAAGGACAUGUUGCUUAUGGUGAGACAGGAGUUUAAGGGUGGAAAGGUGAUCAACGAGUACCAUUAUGAUUAUCGUGCCCCAUCCAAGAAGGGUUUCUCAUUGUCUAAGCUUUCUUCCGCCAAAAUUCCGAUGGGCCGACGUUGUGUUCGCGGAGAAAAUCACCUACAGAGCGUGCAGUAUAACAAGAAGGGUCUCAUCGAAGCAGGAUCUUACAUGAAGGAUGGUAACCUCAUUCGCUUCAAGUAUCACUACCGCAAGAACCCUCGGUUUGGAGACGAGCUACUUCGAGCCGAGUUUGCUCUCUCGCACAUCACAUGCACUGUCUCUUGGUGCGCACCUCCUCUUCGUCAUCCCCAGAAGGUCGAUCGCUGGAUACCCCAUUCCAAGGUGACAGAAGCGUCUUUCGUUCAAGGCGCAGACGUCUAUGAGUCUCGCUGGCUAUACGAUCACAAGUUCCAUCCCACGAUCUUCACCACUCUCAAUGGACAAAAGAUACAGACCCCGCCAAUGAUCGAGCACGAUUACCUCGCUGUUCUUGCGAAGCCUCGCUACACGAGCUUUGUGCAUGACAACCCUCUCUUGUAUUGCGACAGCCUUAGCUCAAGUAUCUUCACCCGGUUCUUCGGCUUGACAACAAAACGCUUCCCUGUGUCUACCUCUCGUGCACGUUCGUUGAUCUGGAAGGCUUGGAAGGACCGUGUGGACUUCGAUGGCAUUAUUGUCCGGUGGAUGGACGAACGACUUCUGAGAAGAGACAAGACACUUACACCCUACUGGCGCAGUAGAGAUCGCGGCAAUCUUGCCGCGGCCAAGAAGUACCUGGAUUUACGUGCCGAUACCAUCACGGCCAGUGCCGAUCUGGAUGACAACAUUUCCAGCUGGACUCCACUAGCCGUCAAGAUUAGUGACUUGUUCAAUUUUGGGCCAGGUGGUGAUGCUGUUGUCAACACAAGAUCCAAGGACUUCGGCUCUGAUACCGAGAAGUCACUGCACGUCAUGGCUGCUGAUACCGGUACCUGGCCAAACGAAGGAGGUGGUGUUUCUGCAUGCCGCCGUGAUAUGAUCAACUCUCUGCGAACCAUCAAAUGGCACAUGAUCUGUGAGGCUGCGAACGACUUCGGUGUUCCUAAGCAUCAGACAGAGCAGAACAUUCUGUCUCUCAAAGUGGUUCCUCUCUGGGGUCUCGAUUUCCUCACACCCACGCAUGGUCUAUUCAAGAACAAGCUUGAUUCCGAAGUAGAGAACGUUACUUCCGCCAGCGAGAUGGAUAUCAAGAUGAACUUCAUCCCAAUCCUGACAGCCUUGGUGAAAGGCGCCCGCGCUGUUCGCCUGUCCAAGGCUGAUAUCCAGCAGGCAACUAGAGCCUUGGUGAACCUCAACACCUACUUCCAGGACUCGCGCCAUUGGACUCAGAUCUGGAACAGUGAGAUUGUCAAGGAAAGUUGGCGCGAUCUCUGGCUUACUCAGGAGAUGCCCAACGCUACCCCUUCGUCUGAAUGGUACGAAACUGAGCUUCCCACCUUAGCGUCUCUUGACAUAGCUCUGGAACUCUGGUAUCGGUAUCUGUUUAUCUUCUCCAUCCCGAUUCCCGAGAAGAUCCCCAACGUGUUCCAGGCAUCACAUCACAGCGUGAGUGCGUCCUACGGAGUCGUGUGCAAGAUCAAGAGAAACUGUACAUUGCAAAUUUGGGAUCAUGCCAUCAGCUGGCGUGAGACGAACCUCUGUCUCUCCUCUGCCCUCUGCAAGCUUUCACCUUUUGUUCGCAAUUGUCUCUUGGGCUUGAUGCGAGUCACGUCUGUUCUCACGCUGCACCAUGCCGAUAUCAUCCUGCCAUGUGCCGACUUCUUCAACCCAGGCUGGGAAGUUGAGAUUGGCACCUGUCAAGGCACCAUUGAACACCGCAAUGUCUUCCGUCGCAAGGUCGAUCCCGUCGUCAAUGGUAUCACCGACAUGCAGAAGUUCGCUCCUGUGAAGGAGAUCAAAUCGCAGCGCCCUACAGUCACCAUGCUGUCGCACGUUUGGUAUGCCAAGGACAUCAAGACAGCGCUUCUUGCCGCCGAUAUCAUCAUCAACCAAUGGAAAUUCGAUGACUACCAUCUUGACAUUUACGGAGCCAUCGACAAGGCCCCAACAUACUCCACAGAAUGUCAAGAAAUCAUUGCUUCCAAGGGUCUCCGUGGCAGAGUCACUCUGCGUGGUAGUGCUGACCCAAUGAAGGUGCUGGAAAACACUUGGCUCUUCCUGAACUCGUCUCUGUCUGAAGGUCUACCACUGGCGCUGGGAGAAGCUGCGCUUACUGGUGCGCCUGUUGUCUGUACCGAUGUCGGAGCGUCCCUUCGUGUGUUGAGUGAUCCUGAUGACUUCUCCCGCUUCAGCGCUGUGGUUGCUCCCAACGAUGCCUUGGCACUCGCUCGAGCGCAGAUCACGAUGCUUGGACUUCUUGGAGAAUGGAGUCAGUAUGCUGACGACACCGAGCCAGCUCCAGUCCUGACAUCUUCGCCUACUCCCGAGGACGUUGCCAAGAUCACGCGUCGCAUGUAUGAAAAGAGUGAGCACCGCCGCAAGUUGGGUAUGAUGACCCGCAAGAUCGUGCAGAAGUCGUUCAGCGGUGAUCGAUACCUUCGCGAGCACGAGCAGAUGCUCUGGAUUGGAAAGUCUGCUAAGAUCAUGGCCAAUCGCCCUAACGCCGCUCUCAGCGAGCCCGCCGAUGUUGCCACCGCUCUACAGCAGACUAUGACCAUUGAUGAAGAAGUGAUCACCAUCCCACGCAGUGCUGUCAACUCCUGGCGCUCCUCAGCCGCUUCGGGCGUGUCAAGCUUCUACAGCUCUGUUUCCAACUUCCCUAUGCUCAAUGCCAACCAGCGCCCUUCGUCAAUCCGCUCCAGCUUCAGCAAUGCUUCCACCGACGCCAGCUCGUUCCUUCCUCUCCCGAGCAAUGCCUCUCUGCCUGUCUUUGCGCCCCGCCAAACCCUCUCUUUCUCCGGUCUCACGGGUAACAAGUCGUCCACCGGUCACCUUUCCCCGACCGGCCGGCGCUCCCCCGUGCUCAAUCGGAGCGGGCAUCGCUCUCGCUCGCACUCGCUUUCUACUGCUGGUCGGGAGCAGCUGCGGGGGCUUCAGCGCGAGGACCUACGGCAAUACCGUAACUCGGACGUGAGUCUGGUGAUGCGAGACGAGUUUCUCCAAUCCAGCUACUUCCGAGGUCAAGACGGUGGCAACAAUGUCUGAUUGACUGCUACUUCCUCUUAUUCCUUACCGCUGCCAAGUCGAGCCCAUACCCCCUUUUCCCCUAGCUCGAUGCACACUUCUCAACCUGUCCAUACCUCUUGAUUUUCCACAUAUAUUGGGAUAUCCCUGUUGUCUGUACUGUACAUAUUCUCGCGCAUUACUGUUUCAUGUUUUGUGACUGCAUAGCUUCCGUAUCACCAACCCCAUACACGUUUCUCGCUUUUUAAAAAAACACACAUUGCGAUUCAGCCAUACAUGCUUGCACCCCAUACCUCAUUGUAUAAAAAUCGCACCCGAUGGGGUAACAAUUGCUGGAACGUCACUGUCGUUGAUAGACUAAAUAUAUCACC